UCCCUGCCUCCCUCCCUGCCUCCCCCCGGGGGCGGCCAUGGCGGCGCCGAGCCGGCAGGAGCGGGCGGCCUGCUGGGACGCCCGGGACCGCUACUGGCGGUGCCUGGACGACAACGGCGACGACGCCUCCCGGUGCCGACACGCCAGAGGCCCCUUCGAGGCCACCUGCCCGCAGCAGUGGAUUAAGUAUUUUGAUAAAAGAAGAGACUACUUAAAGUUCAAGGAGAAGUUUGAAGCCGGGCAGUUCCAGCCUUCAGAAACAAAGGCAGGCUCCUCCUAGCCGCCCUCCCAACGCCGGGGACCGCGGCCCCGUGCUCAAGGACCCUCGGCCCCCGGGGCGGCCGACCGUGACGACCCGGAGCGCGAAGCCGUGGCGGGGACUCGCCUGCCUUACCGGUGUCCGGCUGUGUCCACGGGUCGGGCCGCAGGUCCCGAAGCUCCCCGCGAGCCCGGCCCCAGCUCGGACGUCCCGACUCCGUGGGGAUGUCCGUGAAUCCGGUGAAUUUGGAGAGGGGGAUCCACUCGUCCUCCGCGAGUUCCGCAAGCCGGGGAAGGAUGUAAAAUAUCGUCUGAAAAGAGAAAA
Molecule: messenger RNA, 583 nt
Organism: Ornithorhynchus anatinus (platypus)
Lineage: Eukaryota; Metazoa; Chordata; Mammalia; Monotremata; Ornithorhynchidae
Product: cytochrome c oxidase assembly factor 6 homolog
Exons: 3
Coding region: 38-280 (80 amino acids)
Biological process (GO): respiratory chain complex IV assembly
Cellular component (GO): mitochondrion; respiratory chain complex IV
Source: RefSeq, a predicted model, not a curated record